This is a messenger RNA of Mustela lutreola (European mink), 2209 nucleotides long. RefSeq names its product transmembrane protein 174 (gene TMEM174). The record is from RefSeq and is a predicted model, not a curated record. Bases 114 to 845 code for a protein of 243 amino acids. Lineage: Eukaryota; Metazoa; Chordata; Mammalia; Carnivora; Mustelidae. The transcript is spliced from 2 exons.
AAAGGCCCAAAGUUCUUCCAUAACUGAUCGGAGCCUGGGAUUGCUCUUCUCAGCUCUUAGGAGCCCUCACAUUCCCUUUCCCCUCCAGGAAGCGGGGUGAUCACGGGCAGACGAUGGAGCAAGGCAGCAGUCGCUUGGAGGACUUCCCUCUCAAUGUGUUUUCCGUCACUCCCUACACACCCAGCACCGCUGACAUCCAGGUGUCCGAUGACGACAAGGCGGGGGCCACCUUGCUCUUCUCAGGCAUCUUCUUGGGACUGGUGGGGAUCACGUUCACCGUCAUGGGCUGGAUCAAAUACCAAGGUGUCUCCCACUUUGAAUGGACCCAGCUCCUUGGACCUAUCCUGUUGUCAGUCGGGGUGACAUUCAUCCUGAUUGCCGUGUGCAAGUUCAAAAUGCUGUCCUGCCAGGCAUGCAAGGAAAGUGAGGAAAGGAUCCUGGACUCGGAGCAGACGGCAGGAGGACAAUCAUUUGUUUUCACUGGUAUCAACCAACCCAUCACCUUCCAUGGGGCCACUGUGGUACAGUAUAUCCCUCCUCCUUAUGGUUCUCAAGAACCCCUGGGGAUGAACACCACCUACCUGCAGCCAGUGGUGAACCCCUGUGGUCUCAUACCACCUGGAGGGGUGGUGACCGCCACGCCAAGCCCUCCUCAGUACUACACCAUCUAUCCUUCAGAGAACGCUGCUUUUGUUGGUGACCCAGAAUACCCUUCCUUUGUGGCCGGUGGAAAUGACAGAUCCAGCCCUGAUGCUGACCAGCUAGAAGAGACACAGCUGGGAGAUGAGGUGUCUGCCUGCUUCUCUCCUCCCCCUUAUGAGGAAAUAUACUCCCUCCCUCACUAGACUAUAAUGCCAAAGGAACAGCAUUCAAGCCAUUGUUGCUGACAAAUGAGGUGUCAGGUGUUGUGGCAGCGCAACCAGCCUGACAGAUACCAAUCGAGGGGGGGUGGAGUGGGAGUGGGGCAGGAGGGGAAACAGGAAGGAAAACAUCUGAGAUGGGUAAAAAUUAGGUGGGGGUGGAGGAAAUUUCCUCCUGGUACAGCUGGAUAUUCCCUGCAUAUGGACAUGAGCAGAAAUUUCACUUGGUCCACAACCCACCCCUUUUCUACAGGAAGGCCCUGGUGUCUCAAUUUUAAUUCCAACAGCCAAAGGGAAAAUCACUGCUAUUGUGACACUGGGAGUUUCCAGGGCAGUGAGAAGGGGGGUGGGCAGGGAGCAGGGAAGAGAAAAUAGGCUUCACUGGAGAUUUUCUAGCACCUGUUCUCAGCCCCCCAAGAGGGUUUGCAGAUUCCCAAACAACAUGGUUGCCAUCCGGUGUCCCUUGAGGACUCUGGGUAUCUUAAAGGCUGCAAAAUUUUUUUAGUGGAAUAAAAUAAAAUAAUAUCUCCAUUUAAAAAAGGUAUUAGAUAGGGGCACCUGGGUGGCUCAGUGGGUUAAGCCUCUGCCUUCGGCUCAGGUCAUGAUCCCAAGGUCCUGAAAUCAAGCCCUACAUCAGGCUCUCUGCUCAGCAAGAAGCCUGCUUCCUCCUCUCUUUCUCUGCCUGCCUCUCUGCCUACUUGUGAUCUGUCAAAUAAAUAAAUAAAAAUUAAAAAAAAAAUAAAAAGGGAUUAGAUAGCUGGCUACAAAAUAAACUAAAAACCAUACAAAAUAAAUAUGAUGGGACAGCGGUGUCAAUAAAUCCUUAAGUUAUCACUGGGUCACAGUGACUCUUUAGCAAGGCUAAAACCUGGUUUGCCCACUAGGCUGGGAUCUGUGUUGGAAAAGAGCUAAUUGGGCCCAGUGACCAACAGAACAUGGGGACCUCUCUAAGCACCUGUCUAUGAGUUCUGCUGAAUUAGACAAAAUAGAGCCUCAUGUCAGUACCUGGAAAAUCAUGAAUCAUGGAAACAACCCUUAUGGUCAAGACAAGCUUGCCUUCUUUAUAAAAGAAGUUGGUGCUCUUAAUCUUCCUGAAUCUGAACUAUAUAAUAAACAACCACAAGAGAUCAAAGAUUUAAGAAGAGACAGUUACAACUGUCGGGUUUUAAAAGAAAAUAUUUUCUUUAUUUUCCUGUCACUUGAGAUAAGGGACACUCAUCCCAAAGGAAGACAGGAUUUAGCAAUACCUUAAAAUUUUGGUACUAUGUGUAUAUAAGGAGUGAUUUUAAUAAAUUUUUACCAAAAACAUCUAGUUUUCCAAAGAUAUGAUUAAAAUAUACUUGAUACAU